This is a messenger RNA of Drosophila hydei, 551 nucleotides long. RefSeq names its product neurobeachin-like. The transcript has 2 exons. The record is from RefSeq and is a predicted model, not a curated record. NCBI's taxonomy places the organism in Eukaryota, Metazoa, Arthropoda, Insecta, Diptera, Drosophilidae. The coding region runs from base 303 to 551 and encodes 82 amino acids.
UAUAAAUAUAUGUAUGUAUGUAUGUGUGUGUGCAUUCGUGUCUUGCUGUGCGUGAGUGUGUGCGUCCAUAGCUGUCCCCUGUGAAUUCCAUCCAUCCAGUCUACACACAUAUAGUUAUAUAUAUAUGUGUAUAUGUAUGCCUGUAUAUUUAUAUAACUCGAUCUGAACGAUUGACGUCAACAACUAAUUAAUGCCACACUUUUGUAUGCGUCUAUCGAACAAUCGACGCUCGAACUGAAACAAAACAAUCGAUAUCGAUAACAACAAUUGCAUCAACAAAUCAACAAUCGACUCGUUACAAAAUGGCGGACAUCAUGCGUCCGCCGUUCAGCGACAUUAAGCGGCCCGACGAAAUCGUCAGAAUGACAACCGCCGAUAAUCUGAAAUUUGCCGUCCUCAUCGGCCUCAUCGAGGUCGGCCAGGUGACCAAUCGGGAGGUGGUCAACACUGUUUUACAUUUGGUGAGUAGACGUAUGCGUAUUUGGCAUAUUCAAUUCCCAAACAUCGCUCUCAUGUGCACAUGUACCCACUCCCAUAUAGUUGGUAAGUAG